AUGUGGAAGCGCUUUCCGGAAAUAAUGAGCUUCGACAACACGUACAAUACAAACCGCUUCAAGCUACCGCUCUUCCAGGUAACGGGGCUAACGUGCCUGAAAUCUGUCUACAACGCCGCAUUCGGUUUGAUCGAUAACGAGCGUCGUGAGGGGUUCCAAUUCCUCACUGAAGCGGUCAGAGAACUGACCGAGAGGCAUGGGAUUCCGCUACCAGACGUUGUUAUCACCGACUACGAUAAGGCGAUGAAGGAAGCACUAGACAACCAAUUUCCCGACAGCCAGCAACAGCUUUGUAUCCACCAUAUCAACGCAAACGUCCUUCUUAAUGCGAAACGGAAGUGGAAGAACGCAGGGGAAGGUGGGGAAAGCGAUGGAGAUGGUAGCUCUUGCAGUGAGCAGACGCACGUGGCAUUGACCCCGACGGAUGUGGAAGCUGUGCUCGCAGCAGAGAGACAAGACAACCCGCUUCCUCAGGGCAACCUCGCUGCACCUGUGCCGCACAACUACCGUGGCGUCCUCGAACUGUGGAAGUUCGUGGCUUUCGCAGAGACAAGGGAAGAACACGAAAAGGCUUGGGCGGACCUAUGUGACGAGUUCAACAAUCAGCCGGCCAUCCUUAUGUACCUGUACAAGACAUACCUGCCAAUACGAGCACAGUGGGCACAAUGCUUCAUCAAGAAGCACCGCAACUUUGGAGUUCGGGUGACGUCUGGUACCGAGGCCAGCAACAACAAUAUCAAGAGCUACCUGCUCAAUGGGAUGAGCCAUUUGUACUCACUUGUGGAGGCUGUUGAGGCUAUGUUGAAAGAUCAAGAGCGAGACUUCAUCGAUGCUUGCUCGCAGGAUGAGGUGCUGACCUCUCGGACAUAUUCUGGCCCUGGUUCAGAGUAUCUGGGAGAGCUUCGCUCGGUGAUGUCCGAGCCGGGACUCAAGCUCGUUUCCAAAGAACAUCGGCGGGCCUUAAGAUCGAUACCAAGCAGGACACGUCCUUGGCCGGAGCCGAUCAGGGAUUGCAACGAGAACUGUUCCGUCUCGUGGCAGCUUGGGAUCCCUUGCUGUCAUACAAUCUACAACAAAUUAGAAACGGGCACAUGCUUGACGAAAUGGGACGUCCACCCUCGGUGGCACCUUCGGGAGUCAACUUCGCACAAUCCCUACCGCCGAAUUCUCGACCCUAAGAUCGCAGCAUGUCUCCGAGGCCGACCGAAGAAUGCGACACAGCCAGUCCCUGAAAGCAUGAAAGUUGGGCCAUCACGCUGUAGUCGAGCAGCAGUGGGCAAGACUAGGCCAAGCAGGAAGCCCACGCGCAAGUCAGCCGUCCUUGGGCCGGGAAAGCAGACAGGCGUGCGACAAGCUGGCCGUAGGAGGCAACCUAACUUGCGGCGGCGACGGUCAGAAUGGGAGACUAUCUGUGAUGAAGAAAAGCAAGAAGUUCCGCCGAAGCGGAGACGCCAAAGCUCCCGUAAGCAGCCUACCACUUCUACCACUACAGCGGCUUCUGUCCUGUCAAGUUGUGUUAGCGAGGAAAGCGGGAAGGAUUGUAUCCAUGUACGACUGUAA
This is a messenger RNA of Purpureocillium lilacinum, 1560 nucleotides long. The record is from RefSeq and is a predicted model, not a curated record. Lineage: Eukaryota; Fungi; Ascomycota; Sordariomycetes; Hypocreales; Ophiocordycipitaceae.